AUGUCGAAGGAAUUUCAUGUUGGGCAGCCUGGUAUCUUGAGGAUGGAAGCUUUAAUGCGUAGCUACGUGUAUUGGCCAAAAAUGGAUAAAGAAGUUGAAAAUUUAGUGAAAGACUGCAGAGAAUGCGCUCUAGCAGCAAAAUUAUUGACGAUAAAAUGUGAACCUUGGCCAAAAGUAGAUGUUCCGUGGUCAAGACUACACAUCGAUUUCGCUGAUCUCUUAAACGGUUCAUACUACUUAGUGAUAGUAAGUAGUUUCUCUAACUGGCCAGAAAUUUGUAAGUGUAAAAAACCAACCUCCUCAGCUGUGACAAUUUUUUUACAUGAGUUGUUUGCGAGAUUUGGCGUCCCAGACGCGACAACUUCUGACAAUGGAACACAAUUUGUGCCUUUUGAAUUUAAAAUGUUUUGUAAAACGUUCGCUCUAGAACAUGUAACUACGGGGCUAUACCAUCCCAGUUCUCACGGACAGGCAGAACGCUUUGUCGAUAUGUUCAAGAGAGCCCUAAGAAAGUUGAAAAAGGAAGUGACGGAUGAGGUAGCUCUACAAUUCUUAUGGGUAUACCACGUGACACCAAAUCCAAAUGCACCAGAAGGAUACUAUCUAAACUACCCUCCUAUUCAUCCUCCUACUCACUACCUCUACUACUAUUACAUCCCUUAG
This is a messenger RNA of Octopus bimaculoides (California two-spot octopus), 663 nucleotides long. RefSeq lists its product as uncharacterized. The record is from RefSeq and is a predicted model, not a curated record. NCBI's taxonomy places the organism in Eukaryota, Metazoa, Mollusca, Cephalopoda, Octopoda, Octopodidae.